Molecule: messenger RNA, 632 nt
Organism: Papilio machaon (common yellow swallowtail)
Lineage: Eukaryota; Metazoa; Arthropoda; Insecta; Lepidoptera; Papilionidae
Gene: awd
Product: nucleoside diphosphate kinase
Exons: 1
Coding region: 109-570 (153 amino acids)
Biological process (GO): UTP biosynthetic process; GTP biosynthetic process; CTP biosynthetic process
Molecular function (GO): nucleoside diphosphate kinase activity
Source: RefSeq, a predicted model, not a curated record
UCUAGUGUCUUUUCCGUCUCUUUGUGAUCUUCGACAGCGACACGCCGCACACACCGGUACUACAGCAUUUCUUAAAUUGAUCGCCUAACCUUCAAAAGAAAUUAAAAUAUGGCUGAGCCACGUGAAAGAACCUUUAUUAUGGUAAAACCAGACGGUGUCCAACGUGGACUUGUCGGUACAAUCAUCAAGCGUUUCGAGAAGAAAGGUUUCAAGCUGGUCGCCCUGAAAUUCGUAUGGCCAUCUGAAGAACUUCUACAGAACCAUUACAGCGACUUAUCUUCCAGACCCUUCUUCCCUGGACUAGUGAAGUAUAUGAGUUCCGGCCCAGUGGUCCCGAUGGUAUGGGAGGGACUUAAUGUGGUGAAAACCGGUCGUCAAAUGUUGGGUGCAACGAACCCAGCUGACUCGCAACCUGGUACCAUCCGUGGCGAUCUUUGCAUUGAAGUCGGUCGUAAUAUAAUUCACGGUUCCGACAGCGUUGAUUCGGCCAACAAAGAAAUCGGUUUAUGGUUUACUGAGAAGGAACUUGUUGGAUGGACUCCCGCUGCCGAAAAUUGGGUCUACGAGUAAUUGUUCCAAUAUGUUAUACUCCAUAUAUAUAUGUAAUAUGUUUAUUUAAUUGUGAUAAAGAA